UUUGUUGUACGAAGCUCUACAGCCAACGUCGUUCCUGGGCAUUUAUUUAUUCUUUUUCUUUUUGGUGAUUCCAAACCAACUUAUCUCUAAUGGUGACCACUUUAAAAGUAACAAAAGGUGUUCACCCCGUUGAACUAACCUGUGAUGAGCAAGGACUUCGUAUCGAAGGCGAUUUUAACGCAUAUCAAAAAUUGAAAAAGAAGAUUAUAUGCUGUUGUAUACCCGUUAUUCAAGGAAAAGGACCAGACCCAACCUUACUUCCAAUAGAUCAUGAGUACAUUCUUUAUGCCGAGUACAUUCAACGCACCAAGACCAUUCAGAUCCGUUUUGUAUUGCCAGAGGAUAGAAGUAACGAUGAUUCAACAGCUGAUUUCUAUGAGCUAUAUUAUACUGUGUCUGAUGAUAAAGCACAAGAAGCUGAAGCAUUCUGUGAGACAUUGAUGGACCAUGCUUAUGAAGGUGCAAAAGUUCAUAAGCGACUCUUGGUGUUGAUCAACCCAUUUGGAGGACAAGGCAAAGCCAAGGAAAUAUUCGAGUACCAUGUUCGUCCUAUAUUUCAAGCCGCCAAGUGUGAAGUUACCGUCAAGAGUAGAUAACAAUGAUCUGAUGCGGCGCAUAAUGACUGUAUGAUUAUCUUUUCAUACAAAUUGUUUGCAUGCUACGAUUUGUAAGUUUAGACUUUCUUAUACCCCUAGAGUAGGAGAGCAUCAACUAUUUACGGUAAACCUUGAUGCCUAACAAGACUGAUAAGUUCAUUUUUUAGCUCCUUUUAGUUGCUCUAGCGCGACCGGCUUGCAUAAGUAUAAACCUGCAAUGGUCAUGAUGAGGACUGAUAGACUAGACUGCUUUGUUUUCUCCUGAAUUAUGUCCCACUUUAAAUGCUAUGAUCUGUAGAUUAUGCUUUAUUACAUAAAGCAAGACUAUAACUGCAAUAACUUUUAUG
Molecule: messenger RNA, 943 nt
Organism: Rhizopus microsporus ATCC 52813
Lineage: Eukaryota; Fungi; Mucoromycota; Mucoromycetes; Mucorales; Rhizopodaceae
Exons: 2
Coding region: 90-596 (168 amino acids)
Molecular function (GO): kinase activity
Source: RefSeq, a predicted model, not a curated record